Molecule: messenger RNA, 366 nt
Organism: Necator americanus (New World hookworm)
Lineage: Eukaryota; Metazoa; Nematoda; Chromadorea; Rhabditida; Ancylostomatidae
Exons: 1
Coding region: 1-366 (121 amino acids)
Source: RefSeq, a predicted model, not a curated record
AUGAACAUCAGUGACAUAGAUAAACGUUGCGAUCUUCUCACGUAUCCACUCCUCUUUCCAACCGGUAGAGGUGGACGGGAUCCGAACUUAGUUGAUAAUGACGGAGCUCGAAUCACUCAAAUGAAGUAUUACUCCCACCUGUUCUCCGUUCGUCAGUCUUUCAAUCCAAUUCUGCAUGCUGGUAAACUCUUUCAACAGUUUGCUGUUGACGCUUACGUCAAGAUAGAGCAGAACAGACUAAAUUACAAAAGGACGGAUCAGAUCAAUCUUCGUUCUAAUUCCUAUAGAGGGUUACAUGAUUAUUUGGCCGGUGAAGAUAGCCAUGGACCACCAGGAAGCAGUUAUCUUGGCGUCUUCACACAUUGA